UUUCUCCGGUCUCCGGCUUGUUUAGUGCGCAUGUGCUCUUUGAGCGUAUCAAACUUUGUGCGCAUGCGUUCGUUAAACAAAAGUAGAGUGAGAUUAGAGCGUGAGUGUUUUAACGUGAGUUCCUGAGCGGACCGGCGCACCGGACCGUCUUCUCUCCGUUUCUCCGGUUUGUGUUCAGCGAAGAAGAAUCAAACAGGCUCGUGUGUUUCCUCCUUCAUUGAUCUGCAGAGCCGGAAGUUGUCAGAGUCGAGCAGAGUUUCUACAGUUUGCGGACAGUGACGGACUGAAGGAAAGACACCACGUGGAGUCGCAGAGAUGCCCACCCGGAUGGACGACGUCAUGCGUUUGUGCUGUGAAGUGUCGGCUCACGAGGAGAUCAAGGUCGCCGUGAAGAACUCCACCAAAGGGGCGAUGGUGGCGGGAGGAUCUGCGUUUGUGGGCGGGCUGCUCGGCGGACCUCCGGGGAUCGCUGUCGGCGGCGCCGUCGGCGGUCUCCUGGGCAGCUGGCUGACCAGCGGGCAGUUCAGACCUCUGCCUCAGAUCCUGAUGGAGCUGCCUCCCCCGCAGCAGAGGCAGCUCUACGAGUCCAUCACGGCCGUCUUGGGGAACCUGGACUGGACGGACGCGGCCCAGCUCGUCUCGCUCGUGAUGGGGAACUCCACCCUCCAGCAGCAGGUCGCCGCUGCCUUAAUUAGCUACGUCACCAAGGAGCUGAGAGCGGAGGUGCGCUACAAGGACUGAGGGAUGGUUCCACGUGGACCUGACCUUUGAACUGAAUCACGGACGUCUCGCAGCUCACACAGACGAAGUUCUCAGCAAUGUUUGUGCAGCACUGAUGUCUUUGUUACUUUGGCUUUUUUAAUCCCUGAAUGGGACCAGCGUGUAAUUUAAUCUGGAUUAGAAAAUCUGCUCAUUCGCACACUCUGCAUCAGGGUCUUUUUAGAGUGCUCCUGCUCUCAGAUUUCAAGCUUUUCAUUCAAUAUUUGUUCAGCAGCUUUGAUGACUGACAGCUCAGCUGGUACACUGUAAAAUGAUUACUCCCCCCGAAGACCGAGGGCUGGUACUACACCUGUUUUUUUUUUUAUCAUGUUUUUAUUGCAGCGUGUUAUGACAUCAUUGUGACACUGCAGGACGUUGCAUUGGACAAAUAAAAACUGUGUUGUACAGCU
Molecule: messenger RNA, 1169 nt
Organism: Maylandia zebra (zebra mbuna)
Lineage: Eukaryota; Metazoa; Chordata; Actinopteri; Cichliformes; Cichlidae
Product: protein C19orf12 homolog
Source: RefSeq, a predicted model, not a curated record